AUGUACGUAGCAUCAAGACCUCUCAUGGUUUCCAGGUCGCACCGCCUGAGCAGUGCCCACCUAUCGCUCGCUUACGAUAAGAACGCGGAAAUGAUGCCCAGGCGAGAAGUCUGCACGAAAGAUUCGGAAGUCCAGCUCCUGAAUGGAAGUCUGGAGUUCCAGCCCAGACGUAUUGCACUGACUCCUGACAUGCUGGCCAUCGCAUGGGAGAAUGGCGACCAAAUAGUGGACUAUAUUCCUUUGCAUGACAUCGUUGGUGUGCAACGUGCUUCCAUCGAGGACUGGGCAAAGCCAGAGGAGAGGGCUGAAGUCGAGUACUUUGACACCAACGCAAAGGUGCUGAGACGACAAGCAAAGCUGGUGGUCGAGUCCGGGCGUCCCCUGAGAGAGUUCAAAGUAAGCACAGCCAAGGACGGGUACAACUCGGGCCAUACCUACAUCUUCCAGACUCGCUCAGAGUCCGAGUGUCAAGAUUGGAUCUCCACUAUCACAGAAUUAGCCGAGGUCGCAUUGAAGAGAUGGAAAAAGAAGCACAGGAUCAAGAGGCUGCAGAAUCGCCUUUCUCUCUUCUACAACUCCAAACGGAUGCAAGUUGUUGUGGCUAUUAUGAUAGCUUUGAACUUCGCUUCCACCGCUACCCUGUUGCAGAUGAGGCCUGAGUUGAACGAAGAGCCAUACGAUCCACAAGUGUUGCAGUGGCUAGAACAGAUCGAUCAAAUCUUCACGAUUCUUUUCACCUUAGAGCUCCUUUUGAACAUAUCUGCGCAUUGGUUCAAGAGCUUCGUAAGCAAUGGCUGGAACUUGUUCGAUGCUUUCAUCAUCACCAUCUCUCUUGUAAGCUUGGGCCCCAUACAGCUCCCGUUCUUCAAAGCUUUUCGUAUCAUGAGAGCAUUCAGAAUUCUUCGACUCUUUGGAAAGCUUCAAUCUCUCAGGUUACUCACAAACGCAUUGACCGCUUCUCUUAUUCCUGUCGCAAAUGCUAUGCUGGUAAGAAUUUGCGUUUCCACUGGCAGAAAUCUAACAAGCGACCAGAUUGCAGUGUUCGUGACGUCCAUUUUCGCGGUCCUUGGCGUCAACUUUUUUUCAGAAAAAGAUCCAGAGAAUUGGAAAACGUUUCUAAAAGCAAUGUUUGCACUCUUCCAAGCAGCGACGCUAGACAACUGGGCCGAGAAAGCACGAAAACUGUUCCGAGCAGACGGCACUAUCGAGCCAGGGCCUGCACUGUUCUUCGUCUUCUUCCUUAUCAUUGUUGCUUUCACCCUCGUGCCGGUGGUAGUCGCAGUGCUGAUCGACAAUUUCACAUCAGCCGUCCGCACUGAAAGAGAAUCUCUGAUGUCAGAAAAGCUGUCACGCUUGACUGCAGGUGUUGAGGCACAUUCGCUAGACCCCCUGCUGCGGACCCUCAUGAAUUCGCAAUCACAAGCAGACUUCAAGAAGCGAAUUCAGAACAUUUUCAAGAAGCUGGAUAUUGACAAUUCGGGAGGACUCACACAUCAGGAGGUAUACGAAGGCUUGCGAAAGAUGAAUUUCAUCCCACCCAUCAAGAUUUCGAAUGAAGAAUUUCGUUCCCUCACGCAAGAUAAGAAGAUGUGCAACGAGAAGGGAGAGCUAGACCUCCCAGCCUUCGAGAAAGUCAUGAUCCUCCAAAUGAAGCUGUUCGCCGAGCGUCAACUUGGUCAGAUGACAGUGACUGCUGAUGAUCACACCGCCAUCAUGAUGCUGGGAAUCAAAAGUUUAUUAUUUGCACAGCGUGACGAUUCUGCGGAGGAAAAGGUCGAAACGAAGGCCAAAGAUUCGAAUUUCAAGAGGCUCGAGUCAUCUGAAAGGAGGUCACCGAUUUGCAAAGCCAUCGAACCAAAGCGUGAUCAUUACAACUCUCCUGCUAAUCGAAACAACAUGAUAGAGUUCUUGGACAACUGCUCCAACCUUGUCUACCAGUGCUUUCACGAGCUGGAGUCCAGCAGCGGCAGCUCAGACCAUCAUGCUCUGUCUCUGCAUCUCCGAGCGUUGGAAUCCAUGAUCAAGGCGCAGAAGAGGAUGGUCUCAAGGAUGAAUACACCCACAGAGCUGCAGGAAGAGAGGAUCGUACCGCUCACUGCCAGGACUGCUUCCUCCAAUCCUUGGCCCUUCACACCAAGGAGACUGAGAGACAAGAGCUUGAGCCUCGAGACGGGGGUUGUUCGGACGUUCCGAGAGAACUUCCGCAGCAGGAGCAAUCUCGACGUGCCCCUGGCAUCUGCUCGCAGCGAGUUCAGACAUGUGGCUGAACAAGCUGCGACUGAUAGUGGGGAGGAAGUGCGAUCUGCGCGCAUGUCGAGGAGAAGUGCGAGCCUGGGGUCGAUCGAUCGCUCCAAGAAGCCGCAGCAAGGUGCCGAGGUGCUGCACCCGCAGGACCUGUUCGACUCCGAUGUGUUGCGCGGGGAGCAAGAGUAUGGCAAUGCUCACCAGAGACCUCACGAGGAUGAGGAACCUGAGGGUCGAGCGCGUGCUCAGGACUUGCCAAGGCAAGCUGUGCAUGAAGUUGCCGACGACCAUGCAGAAACCUCCGAGCCUCGGCGCCACCAUAGCGAGAAGCAUCAGCACAGCGGCAACGGCAACGAUGUUCGUCCGUCGUCAAACGCAAAGGAUGGCAGGCAUUCUCGCUCUCCCAACUCUCGUCGAGCAAAGCCAGUGGAGGGCGCACACCCGCACCACUCUCGGAUCUCGCUGGAUGGGGAGAGAAGGGAGCCGCACAAGUUGAACGGGCAGCUGCAGGCCUGGCGAGAUCGUCUCGGGCUCGUGGACAUCCAAGAAAAAGAGUCAAAAGAGACCAAGAUGAAUCACCACAGGGAGAGAAAGAGCGUCGAGAGAGCACUAAACGACAGGCGUGCAGCAAGAUUAGGAAGCAACGACAUAGUUUACGUGGACGGCAAUGGAGCCGUACCUUAG
Molecule: messenger RNA, 2928 nt
Organism: Guillardia theta CCMP2712
Lineage: Eukaryota; Cryptophyceae; Pyrenomonadales; Geminigeraceae
Exons: 5
Coding region: 1-2928 (975 amino acids)
Biological process (GO): monoatomic ion transport; transmembrane transport
Cellular component (GO): voltage-gated sodium channel complex; plasma membrane
Molecular function (GO): calcium ion binding; voltage-gated sodium channel activity
Source: RefSeq, a predicted model, not a curated record